Messenger RNA from Mangifera indica (mango), 789 nucleotides. RefSeq lists its product as uncharacterized. NCBI's taxonomy places the organism in Eukaryota, Viridiplantae, Streptophyta, Magnoliopsida, Sapindales, Anacardiaceae. Bases 1 to 789 code for a protein of 262 amino acids. The transcript has a single exon. The record is from RefSeq and is a predicted model, not a curated record.
AUGAAACCACAAAGGGUAAGUGAAGAGCAAAUUAAACUGCAUGCUUUCCCUUUCUCUUUAACUGAUAAGGCUAAGGAUUGGCUAUAUUAUUUACCAUCAGGUUCUAUCAAUAGUUGGGAUGAGCUUAAAAGACAAUUCUUAGAAAAAUUCUUUCCUGCUUCUAGGGCCACCUCCAUUAGAAAGGAAAUAUGUGGGAUUAGGCAACAUAGUGGGGAGAAACUUUAUGAGUAUUGGGAGAGUUUUAAUCAGCUUUGUGCUAAUUGUCCUCAUCAUCAAAUUUCUGAUCAGCUAUUAAUUCAAUAUUUUUAUGAAGGUUUAUUGUUGUCUGACAAGAAUUUGAUUGAUACAGCAAGUGGUGGAGCUUUGGUUAAUAAAACUUUAACAGAAGCAAAAAGAUUGAUCUCAACAAUUAUCGCCAAUACUCAGCAAUUUGGCAUUAGACAAAAUGCAACUAUGAGAAGGGUUAAUGAGGUAAGCAAUAAUAAUCCUCUUGAGCAAAGACUUGAUAAACUCACCUCUUUGUUAGAAAAAUUUGUAGUGAAUCACCAACAAGUGAAGGCUUGCGGGAUCUGUUCAAACAUGAAGCACUGUACAGACACAUGCCCUACACUUCAGGAGGACACACAUGAGGAUGUUAAUGUCGUAGGGGGUUAUCAGAACCAAAAGAGGUAUGAUCCGUACUCAAAUAACUAUAAUCCGGGAUGGAGAGAUCACCCAAAUUUUAGUUAUGGCCAAAAGAAUAAUAACUUCCAGCAGCUUGGAUACCAAAAUAGGUUGCCCCCUCCUUAA